Molecule: messenger RNA, 483 nt
Organism: Colletotrichum truncatum
Lineage: Eukaryota; Fungi; Ascomycota; Sordariomycetes; Glomerellales; Glomerellaceae
Source: RefSeq, a predicted model, not a curated record
AUGUCGGACAAAAUCACCUCCAAGAACCUCUCCUACGACACCAAGAUCCCGCCGUUCCUGCGCGCGCUCCACGCACAAGCGGCAGGCAACUCAGCGGAACCCGACCCGAUCCUCGCGAAACGACGUAGGGCCGCGAAGAAGCGCUCCGACAGCGAGGAGGCGGAGGACGCGCCGCUUGUCGUGGACGAGGAUGGUAACGUCGUGGUGGAUGUGCGGGUGGACAAGGACGGCGGCGUAGAGGAGGACAAGGUGAAGAAGGACGAGGGGGAAAAGGGGGACGCCGCGGAGGAAAAGCGGGAGGCGGAAAAGGUCGCUGGUAUCGGCGGCAGUAAGAAGAGGAAGGCUGGCAAGGUCGUUGGCGACGCGGCUGAAGAUGCAAAGGACGACGGAAGUAAAGAGACCAAGGACGACGAGGGCUCGAAAAAAAAGGCUGGCAAGAAGAAGGGGAAGAAAAUCAAGUUGAGCUUCGACGAGCCGGAAUGA